AUGGCUGUGGUGAUGAGGCUAGAGGCAAUGCAGAUGGGACAAUCUUCCGUGUUAUUUCCGUCUGCAUGUAAUGCAAUAAAGUCCUCUAGGCUGCCUGUCGUGAGAGCUCAGGCGACCGGAUAUUACUCCGUGGAUGUUCACGUCAGUGAUCAAGGCAACAACAGAGGAACCCCCUUCAACGGCCUCGAAAGAUGGCCAUGGAUAGAUCGAUUACUAGCCAAUGCCCCGACAUUCCCAGGAAGGAAGCCGUCGGCAGGGGAGGAGGUGAAGGUUUCUGUUGAGGAUGAUGUGCUUGUCAUCAAAGGAGAGCACAAGAAGGAACAAGGUGCAGAUGAUUCAUGGUCAGGCAGGAGCUUAAGCAACUAUGAUAUUCGUCUUCAGCUCCCAGAGAAUGGCGAGAAGGAUAAAGUCAGAGCAGAAGUAAAAAAUGGAGUUCACUUCAUCUCCUUUACUAAGACUAAGGUAGAACGCAAGGUCAUUGACGUGGAUAUUCAGUAA
Messenger RNA from Ilex paraguariensis (yerba mate), 498 nucleotides. NCBI's taxonomy places the organism in Eukaryota, Viridiplantae, Streptophyta, Magnoliopsida, Aquifoliales, Aquifoliaceae. The record is from the annotation of a GenBank genome assembly.